UAUCAGAAACUUAUCAGUCCAACCCACCAACACCUCGAGCGCCGUAGAUUCGACUCUGCAAAUUUUUCGUCCGCCAGAAUGGAGUUCCUCCGUUCUGCAACUGGAAUGGCGACGUCUUCGCUUCUACCUCCCCUCUGUCCCAACGCCUACAGGACGAGCCUGCCAUUUCCGAUGGCCUCCACGCUCUCUGUUGCUCGUCUCCGGCGGCGGACAUUCAGGGGCAGGGUUGUCGCGGGUCCAAUUAGAGUCGUUGCUAGUUCCAGCGUGACGACUAGGGAUCAAGGUGGUGGAAGAACGGCCGACUUCGGGAGGUCGGAAACCUCGGCGGAUUCCUUGAGAGGCGUGCAUGAGUUUGAGAGAGAGUUGCAAGAGUUAUUCGAUGAAGUGAAAGAUAUGAUUGCCGUAGGGAAGCAUGAAGAUGCCGUAAGCCUACUUCAAGCGAAUUUCGAAGCUGUAAAGGGAGAGAUAGAUUCAGGUUCUAGAAGCAUAGAAGAAGCUGCUGUUCUGGACGUUGUAGCCUUGGGGUACAUGCGCAUUGGAGACUUCAAAAUGGUUGAGACCAUACUGGAGAUGAUGGAUGAAGUUGUUGGCCGUAUAUAUGCCGAUGGAAGUCUUCUUGGAUCGGUACUUAUGCAUAUGGGGAGUAUGUAUUCAAGCUUGGGGAAGUUUGAGAAAUCAACAGUCAUGUACAGAAGGUCUAUCAGCAUUACUGAACAGCUAUAUGGUGAAACUAGUACUUUUCUUGUCAUGCCAUUACUGGGAAUGGCAAAGGCUCUGGGCUCUAUCCAAAGAACAGCUAAAGCUACAGGGAUAUACUGUCGUGCAAUUAACAUUCUAGAACUGAGUAGAGGCCCUGAAAGCGAAGAUUUGGUAGUUCCCUUAUCUGGUCUUGGCAAUCUUCUGAUAAUGGAAGGGAAGGUUGACGAGGCAGAGAGCCCUUUUGUUAGAAUUCUAAGCAUAUAUAAAACCUUAUAUGGAGACAAAGAUGGAAGAGUUGGAAUGGCAUUAUCUUCCCUAGCCCAUGUGAAGUGUGCAAAAGGAGAUGUUAAUGAAGCUAUUAACUUAUACAAAAAAGCCCUUCAGAUCAUCAAGGAUUCAAAUUCUAUGGCUUUGGAUGAUCCCAUGAUGGAGAAGAUGAGAAUAGACCUGGCCGAAUUACUUCAUGUUACCGGAAGGGGUAAUGAAGGGAGACAGCUGUUGGAGGAGUGCUUGUUAAUUUCUGAGAAAUCUAAAGGAAAGGAUCAUCCGGAUUCUGUUAGACACCUUCUAAAUCUUGCAACCUCCUAUUCUCGCUCAAAAAACUUUGUGGAGGCAGAGCGCUUGCUACGAACUGGUUUAGAUAAAAUGAUGCGGACCUUGAGGCCUGAUGAUCCCUCCAUUAGCUUUCCCAUGCUUCAUCUUGCAGUGACUCUAUACUGUUUGAAAAGGGAUGAAGAAGCUGAGGAACUUGCCAAGGAUGCUUUGCUGAUUCGCGAGGAAGCAUUUGGAGAAGAUUCUUUACCAGUUGGGGAGGCUCUUGACUGUUUAAUUUCGAUUCAGACUCGCAUGGGAAAGGAUGAUGACAAGUUAUUGGCACUUCUCCAGAGAGUUCUAAAAAUCCAAGAGAAAGAGAUAGGUUGUGAGAGUGAAGAAGUCACAGUAACCCUGAAAAAGAUUGUGUUCUAUAUGGAAAAAUUAGGAAAAAAGGAUGAAAAAGUUCAGCUGCAGAAAAGAUUGUCUGUACUCAAGAUGAAAUACAAGCAAAUGAUACAUUAUUAGUUUCUUGGGACAUCUGCAUCCAUCUCCUUCUGGGUGAUUUGGUAUGCACAAGUAGCCCAAAAGAUUGGCCUCUUAUUGGUUGAAAAUCAAGAGAAUACCUCUACAUGAUCCUGACGUCGUGUAUCAGGAACUCGUGGUUUAGCUAGAUGCCCUUAUCCUGCCUUGUCACAUAGGAAUUUUCAAGCCUUAGUUGUUGAGCUUAAACCUACCUACUCAAGCAACUUGUUGGAAGACUCAUUCAAUUACCAACGGCUGUGACUGGGAUGCGCAUUAUGAGGAUGGCAGUGUUGUUACACAGACAGGAGCCAAUUCAUCCAACCAUUGGUCAUUGAGAGAACCUCUUGUUCUCAUUCCUUGACAUAAACGGGCUGAAGUAGAUACUUGUGCAACCAGACUCAGGGAACCAGAAGGAAUCACGUGGUCACAGCUACAAGGCAUGGAGGCUAAAUGUCAUUUUCUCUGUCCUACAUAGGACUGCCAUGUGGAGCCAGUAUCAACUGCAUUGGUAAGUGGUUAUAAUCUCCACUCUAUUUGGUCAAAGGAUGGUGUUGUGCUCUUUCCAAGUUGCUGUCCGUGGACCGUGCCAAUGUAUAGAAAAGCCUGACUGUCCUGGAUGAUAGUCUGCAGCUGACACUGAAAGGAAAAGAGUGGGAGAGAGUUCCAUUGCUCGGACAAAGGUCGUCCUUCCUCCUUAUUGAUGCCAUUCAAAACGUUUUGCCUCCUGUGAAGAAGCCGCAUUCUGCUGAACUCCGAUGCAAUUAGGGGGAGCCAGGAGGAAUGACUUAUUUAAGUGUGGUUAAUAUGAGUUGUGAGUUGGAAUACCGAGGAUCUUCUGACUUUUGCUCGUCAUAUCAGAUACUCUCUACCGGGAGAAUCUCUUGUUCGUUUUAAAUUCUUAUCGAUGAUUGGUUGCCUCCUUUCUGUGUCCUUUUUUCCUCCCCGAAAAUACUGCUUGGAGGAUGUGCCCGGUGCCCAGAGGUGCAAUAUUUGGACACGGACUUGAAAUUCUGCCCGCCGAUUCUCCUCUCCAAGGUUAUA
Messenger RNA from Rhodamnia argentea, 2796 nucleotides. Its product is annotated as nephrocystin-3. Gene Ontology annotation, cellular component: chloroplast. The record is from RefSeq and is a predicted model, not a curated record. Gene Ontology annotation, biological process: chloroplast organization. Lineage: Eukaryota; Viridiplantae; Streptophyta; Magnoliopsida; Myrtales; Myrtaceae. Bases 79 to 1758 code for a protein of 559 amino acids. Gene Ontology annotation, molecular function: protein binding. The transcript has 10 exons.